This is a messenger RNA of Paramecium sonneborni, 2561 nucleotides long. The record is from the annotation of a GenBank genome assembly. Lineage: Eukaryota; Ciliophora; Oligohymenophorea; Peniculida; Parameciidae.
AUGGAAAUACUUAUAAAAUUAUUGAUACUCUAAUUAAUAAUUAAGGACUUAGUUGAUAUAGCAUUUAUUUGGAAAGAUAGUAAUUUAAUAACCUUUUGUUUGAAUGUAAUCUCUCUCACUAUUGCGAUCAUACUUUUAAUUCUUGAUUAUUGGAAAUUUUCAAUCAUUUAUUUAAAAGUAGGCAUCACGGGAUUGUGUGUAAUUAAUUCUGAAAUUCCAUUUUAAUAAAGAAUUAACUUUGCCAAUGUAGCUUAUUUAGCAUACUCUGCUCUACUUUUAUUAAAGAUUUAUUCAUAAACCUUAUCAACUAGACUUGUUGUUCAUUUUUAAUUACUCUACAUAACCAUAAGAGUUAUAUUUACAUAAUCAAAUUAUGAAUUACAUCCGAUUUUGAUUAUCAUGUUUUUAUAACCAAUCAAUCAUUAUAUUAUGAAAUAUAUACAAUAGGCAAAAUGUUCACAAUAAACUUAAACCUUUGCUUAGCAAGAGUUCAAAUUUAGGUAAACUUAGUUUGAAUAAGAUUAAUUAUUAUCAAGCGAGAGCAAAAGAGAUUUUAUCAAAUAUGAUAUAAAUGAGAGCAUUAUUCUUAAAGCAUUAAAUGGAGAAAUAGAAUCUCCUCAACAAGAACAUAAAUAUAUUGGAAAUAAUAAAGAUGGUAUGGACUAAAGAAUCAUUGUAAAAAAAUAACCGAAUAAUUUACCAGCAACGGUUAUAUCAGAUUCCAUUUAUAAUAUGGAACCAUUAAAAAUUGAGAAAAAUCCUAGUACUAAAUAUUCAGAAAUAGUAUCGAUAAUGAAUAAUCUACCAUUUGGUAUCCUGUUUGUAGAUUAAUCCUUAAAAGUUUUAGAUUUUAACCAAAGAGUAACAUAAUUAUUAGGUCUAUCUAAUUCUGAUGACAUAAUUUCUUUUUUAGAUAAAGCUAUAUAGAGGUAUCUCAAAUUGAUUAUAAAAGCGGAGAUUUUUGUGAAUUCCGAUCAUCAAAAAAAGUAAGAAAACCUUAAAAAUCGCUUAGUAAACGGACAUUCUAAAAAUAACCAUCAAUUAGUCCAUAAAAAAAAUACUUAGAUGAGCAUAUUCCUGAUGUAUUGUCUUAAUACAACAAUAACACAUCAUAAUUUAAAGGAGACAGUGAUGGUAAUAUAGGGAAAAAUCUAAAAUCUAUUUUUUAGAAUUUUAAAAAAAUUCAUUAGAGCCAAUUAACAUCUUUGUCUAGAGACAACUUUCAAUAUAUAAUCAGAAUGGAUAAUAUGAAUUAAUCUAAUGGUAAAAUCAAAUAUAAGAGUUUGAAGCUUAAAAUAUUUUAAUUGGAAGGUUUUGUUUAAUGGGAAUCAGUGGUUUAUUUAUUCUUUUUAGAGAACAUUACGAAAAGGGAAGAAUAUAAAUUAUUGAAUCAUAAAUAUAAGUUCUAAUAAGCUUUACUUAAUUCUUUAUGUCAUGAACUAAGAACACCAAUUAAUGGAACUGUAUCUUAAUUAUAUGCAUUGAAGAAUCAAUUAUCAUAAAGUUUAAUUGAAUCUCAUUUAGAUCCAGCAAUUGUAUCAGCAAAGAGGUUACAAUUUUAAUUGAAUGAUAUUUUAGAUUAUGCUUAAAUUUAAUGUUCAUCUUUAAUUUUAAAUAAAUCCUGUUUCAAAUUAUAGGAAGUCUUUUAAUAACUUUAUGAAUUAUUUAAUUUUGAAUGUGUAUAGAAAAAUAUAAAACUCAUUAUUGAUUAAGCAAAUCAUAUAUCGAUAUAUACAGAUAAAGAAAGAUUAACUAGAAUUUUCAUCAAUUUAUUAGAUAAUUCAGUUAAAUUUACUAAUUAAGGUGGAACCAUUAAAUUAUCAACUGAAAUAAAUCAACUUUAUUAUAAGUUAUAAAUAGAAGAUGAUGGACAAGGAAUUACAGAGGAAAUAAUAGAAAAAAUUGAAGAGUAAGCAGAAUUGCUAUUUCAAGAUUCUUUAGAAUAUAAUUCAAACAAAUUAGGUCUAGGCUUAAGAAUUUCAUAAUAAUUAGCCAAAUAUCUUUAUAAAGAAUAAUUCUUUGAAAUAGAUUCUGUAUAUGAGUAGUAUACAAAAGUGAGUUUUAGAUUAUCUAAUCAGAUAUAGAAUUUUUCAAAUGAAUUUGAAAUUGACAAACAUUAAUUCUCUUAAGUAUCUGAAUGUGAUUGUAGCAAGAUUUUGAUAGUUGAUGAUAUCGGUUGCAAUCAUUUUGCAUUAUAAGUUCUACUUAAAAAAUUCAAAUUAACAACUGAUAGUGCUUAUAAUGGGAAUUCAGCUAUUGAUAUGGUAAAAGUAAAACUAUAGUAAAAAUGUUGCAAGACAUACAGAUUAGUGUUUAUGGACAUAGAAAUGCCAGGCAAAAAUGGAUUUUAAGCUUCUUAAGAAGUAAGUAAUUUUCUUAUUUAGAUAACUUAAUUACUGAAGGAACAAAAUUUAAAUGAAAGUUGUACAAUCACUAUGUAUUCAGCAUAUUCUGGGGAUGAAGAUGUUCUUAUAGCGAGUUAAUGUGGUAUGAAAGAACGUAUCUCUAAACCAACUGACAUUCAGAAAUUAGAAUAUCUUGUUAAAAAGUACCUACUAUGA